AUGAUCGGUGCUGGAGAUGGUGAGAUGGGGGGAAAGCCGGAUGGUCUGCCGAUACCUAAUCGGUCUUGGGCUACUGUUGUUAAGCCGAGAGAGAAGGCAUCUGUGGAACAACCAACAAGCAUCAACCAGAGGGAAAACCUUGAGAAGCUGAAGAAGUCAGUCAACGACGUCGUGAUGGUGGAAAAGGCGAUGAGGACCCGUGCUACUAACAGGAUGGCGAACUCUCUGUUCGGUAAAUUUCUUGGGAAGGCCCCCCCGCUUGAAGUGGUCAGGAAAUCCCUAACGGAGAUAUGGAGAGGCAUGGGUCCAUUCUCGGUCUCUGACAUGUCCAAUGGUUUCUAUCUCAUUCACUGCGAGAAGCCAGAGAUGGUGGAAUCACUGAUGUGGGAAGGACCGUGGACAAUCAGUGGCAUGGUUCUACAACUGACGCCGUGGAAGGAUCACUUCCAGCCGACGUUCGAGAAGCUUGAUCUGGCGGCGGUAUGGGUCCAGCUACACCAUCUUCCGAUCGAGUAUUGGAGUGGUGAGGUGUUGGAACUUAUCGGGGACAGCUUCGGGCGCCUGCUGAAAGUCGACGAACACACGGAGAAGCUAACCAGAACCAAAUUUGCAAGGAUUUGUGUCGAAAUCGAUUUAUCCAAGCCUCUAAAGCGGGGGUUCUGGAUUGGGGAUGAAGAAAACCGGUGCAUGGUGGCAAUUUUCUAUGAAGAUUGCCGGUGUUUUGCUUUAAUUGUGGUCUAG
Messenger RNA from Dioscorea cayenensis subsp. rotundata (Guinea yam), 741 nucleotides. RefSeq lists its product as uncharacterized. NCBI's taxonomy places the organism in Eukaryota, Viridiplantae, Streptophyta, Magnoliopsida, Dioscoreales, Dioscoreaceae. The record is from RefSeq and is a predicted model, not a curated record. The transcript has a single exon. Bases 1 to 741 code for a protein of 246 amino acids.